UAUUUUGGAUGGCUGGGUGAGUGUGUGUGUGUUAUUAAGGCAUUUGUUAGUAAAGAACUAGGGAAGUGUCACAACAGCUAGCUAACCUAGCUCAGACUCCACAAGGAUAACUGUAGUCGUCACGGAUAGCCAAAGCGUGAGAAUCUAGUCCAGGUGGUGGGGAUCAUACCCUUGACCACUGCAACCUUAGACGUAAGCUUCAAUUUCUGGUUGGAGUCUCUGAAGGGCUGUUUUUUCUGACGCUGAGUCAGUGUUGUGUUUGAUUUAAACAACGGUAUCUGGAACUAAGAGAUUGUGUGUCUAACACACACAUAAAAUCUCUGGGAGAGAGAAAGAGAAGAACAUGGGAGUCGCUAACUCUAGGGACUACCAUCCGUACCACCCCUCACAGUCUCCCAUUAAGGUGGUGCUGAAAAGACGCAAUGAGCCCCUUAAGAAGGAGUGCCCUAAAUGGAAGAGUGAGUACCCUAUGACUGAGGGCCAGCUGAGGAGUAAGAGGGAUGAGUUUUGGGAGACUGCUCCAGCCUUUGACGGCAGGAAGGAGAUUUGGGAUGCGCUCCGAGCGGCAGCAGUGGCUGCAGAGGUUAACGACAUGGAACUGGCUCAGGCCAUAGUGGAUGGAGCCUGCAUCACACUACCACACGGUACGCUGACAGAGAGUUAUGAUGAGCUGGGGAACCGCUACCAGCUUCCUGCCUACACUCUAGCUCCUCCCACCAACCUCAUCAAUGAAUGCACCAAUGAGAGCCAAGCUCCCAAUCUAAAGGAGCAGAAAAAGCCUCCCCCUCCUCCUAAAGAGGAGUUCCAGCUACGAGUACGUCUCUCGUGUGGUAAGGACCUACGUAUAAGCGCCUCCAUGUCAGACUCCAUUUCCCAGCUGAAGACAGCCCUGGAGGGGCAGGAGGAUAUUGAAGUGGCCCACCAACGCUGGUUCUUUGCAGGGAAACUGCUAACAGAUAAGACCCGGCUCCAGGACACUAAGAUACAAAAAGACUUUGUGGUCCAGGUCAUCGUGAACAACUACUCACCCGUAACCAAACUCAUACCAAACUGAGAGAGAGAGGUGACGCAAGGCCUUGUUUCACUCCUCUGGAAGUUAAGAACACCAGGGUUGUGUUCAUUAGCGCACACUGUAGGGAAACGUUUUGCAACAGAAAACAAACAUGUUUUUAUUGUACAUGUUCAGAUAGUUCCCCCAAGUUUCGGACCACUUUCUUACAUUUCACGUCUAGUGGACACUACCCUGAACUGUUGGUUACUGCAAAGGAAAUUGGGGUAUAAUAUUUGAUGAUUAGUUUACGUUUGCUUUUGUAUUUCCUAUCCUCUUUUUGUAUUUCCCAAUUUCCUAAUAAUCCCACAUUGUUAAUUUGUGUAUUUUCACUCCGUAUUUGUAGCCUGGCAAAGAACGGACAAACUGUAGACUGAACUGGAAGAGAAUCAUGGCAUGAGGAGAAUUUACUACAGUGCGUCUGUCUGUCUGUCUGUUUGUUUGUUUGUUUGUUAUCAUCCACUUCCAUUACACCUCUGUCCCUGACAGUAUAUAAAUGAUUUUCCGUGUGAUUGUGUCCAUCUGGAACUUUAAACUAUGAAUAGGGUUGGACAGUGGAAAGUAUCCUGCCUGACGAUACAAAUAUUCUAUUAGAUCUCCAUUUAUACUGAAAGCCAUUCUAUUUGUACUAUUUCUAUUGUCUGAUUAAUGGUAAAGAAGAAUAUUGACAGAUUUAUGAAAGAAUGUUUACAUACUGUUUCAAUGGGUGUUUAAUUGUGAGUAAUUAUAUAUUUAAUAAGCAGAAAUGUAUUUUUAAGUGAAAAUGUUCAUGAAAAGUCAAUGUGAUGAACAAGUGAAAAUACUGGUUUAUAAGGUGGAAAUAGCUCAUUUGAAUUUCUCUAUUUUUCCAAUCAGGUAUGGAUAACAUGCUGUAGUUUUGUAUGCUCCGAAGUGCACUAAAAGUGGAUGAAUAUUUGUGAAUAAAUUUAUGAAUAAACAUUCUA
Oncorhynchus nerka (sockeye salmon) is the source of this 1992-nucleotide messenger RNA. Its product is annotated as ubiquitin domain-containing protein 1-like. The coding region runs from base 344 to 1054 and encodes 236 amino acids. The transcript is spliced from 4 exons. The record is from RefSeq and is a predicted model, not a curated record. Lineage: Eukaryota; Metazoa; Chordata; Actinopteri; Salmoniformes; Salmonidae. Gene Ontology annotation, molecular function: protein binding.